AUGGAGCCGGCACCUCCAGACCACCAGCAGCGUCACCGUCUCUCAUGGUCGUCGACUUCUGGUCCUCACGGCGGCGUCCCAUCGUUGCCGCGCCCCCAUAGCUCGACGACGAACCCUCUUCCUCUUCCGCGCGUGCAUAACCACCCACAGCCGCCCUACGCGUCCUUCACACCCCGUCCCGCCGACCUUCACUCUGCGCCGCCUACUCCGGUUCAUCCCAGCCCAGUGUCGCAUCACCCCGAGCCUGAUCGUCGCCAUCAUGAUCAGGAACCUUACGCUCCAAUGCAUGAUCAUUACCAACCGCAGCAGCAGCAGCAUCACCACCACCCCGUCUCCCCAGCGCAAGGGCCUUACCAGCAGUCCUAUCCACCUCGGGACCCGUCUUUGGUGAAGAGGGAACCUCACGACGACUCUCGGCGGUCGAGCUCGACGGGGCAUGCGACUGAUAUCUCGUCCGGACAGCACCCGCCGACCCCCCAUCACUCCCUCCCGCCGCCUCCCUCAUACCCUGACAACCAGCCUCGACACAUGAACUACGACAACGGGCACCCGAUGCCGGGAGGCUAUCGGCAACCCAGCUACCCACCGCCGACUCCUGUGGCACAACAAGCCCAAUAUGAGCCACCGCAUACAUCAUAUUCUUCCAACAACGAUCCAUACUACUCAGUGUACCCCUCUAGCAUUCCCGCAAAGAAAAAGAACACGCGCGCAUCUCAGGUCGGGACCCUCCCUAUAUUUGCGCCGGAAGCGCUUGUCUACCUUGCUUGCGAUCAAUGCCGCCAACUGAAAGCAAAAUGUGACGAAACGAAACCGUGCAAAACUUGUCGAGACAAAGGUCUUGAAUGUCGAUACCGCGACCCGGUCCCAAAAGCCACGGACAAGGCGCAGGCCGAUAUUUUGGAGGGUAUUACCUCAAUGCAGAACACCUUGGUCGCCCUGGUUGAUCGUUUUGACAGAAUGGACAACAGGUUGACGACAGUGGAAAAGGCAUUGAAAGCAGGCGCCCUUUCCAACCCAGCGCCAAUGUUGGUACCGAUAAAAAACGACCCUGUGGGCGAGGAGGAAGCAAAACCGGUGCAACAGUCGCCGAUUGUUAAUGGUCAUGCUGGUGGCGGCGCAACGGGGUAUUAUCAGCCUCAGCCGCAACCACCGCAACUUCACUUACAAACUCGGCCUCAACCGCAAGCACAGGCAGAGGCACAAGAACAGGCACGGGCGCAGGCGCAGGCACAAGAACAAGCACGGGCGCAGGCGCAAGCACAAGAACAAGCACAGGCACAAGCGCAGGCACAGGGGCAAGCGCAAGGACAGGCUCAAGCGCAGGCGCAGACACAGGCGCAACCUCAAACCCAGGGGGCUGAGGCACAAGACCCUGACUACCCGCCCGCGACGCUCCCCUCGAUGAACGAGGAAGAAGCAGAAGCAGAACCUGGCCGACCAAUACCGCCUGGUGAGCCGGCGAUUCCAAUGAAUCAUACUACGCUGGCCGGCCUUCUGCUGGAAUGGCCGUCGAUCCGGGAGUUGACGCGGAAGCAUGUUGAGAAGGUGGGAAUUCGCUAUAUCUCUGAGUAUCCUAUUAGCGUGGAGCAAAGUCGCGGGCCGUUGCUGGUUUAUGGACGCGGAGAGGAUAACCACAGUUACCGACAUAUCGUCAAGGAACCCGAAAAUCAUGGUACCGUGGACAUUGCCGAUGACAAUUCCUCGGAUAUGGCAUCACCGUCACCUGCCGCCGAUUUUGGACUUGUUGGAGGUUUAAGCCCGCCUGAUAUGGUCGAGUACAAGGGAGGUGUACUGGCUUUUGAUGGCACUCCUGAUUUUACUGAGCUGAAAGUCUGGGCAUAUGUGGAAAGUUUUAAGGAUAACAUUCUUAAUAUGCAUCCGAUUAUCACUCCAAAAACUCUGGAGAAUUGGGUUCGCCAGUUUCUCGACAAUCUUCCCAUGUCGCACCCACGAUCGGCUAAACCUCAAGCCGUCAAACCAGCUUUUGCGUUUGCUUCGACGCCAACGCCAACGCCGACAGAACAAACCGGAUCAAAACGCAAGCGCUCCCCUGGACCUGAUGGAAGCGAGACUCCGAUGACUCCCGGGCCGAUUAGGACUGGAAAGCCAGCCCGUUCAGUUCACAGUGCACUCGUGCUUACGAUUCUCGCACUGGGAAAGAUUUGUAUGCAUCGAGACAACAUUCCUGACGUAGUUCACCCUCAACCUACGUCUGACUCUGGUUCUCACGGAAGCCCGAGCAUUCGAAAUGGUGUCAUCCCGCCGUCUUCACCUAGCCAAGGAUCUCCCCCCGGGCCUCAUUCUUACUCGCAGUCUCCAGCCCAGGCUUCACCCAUGGACCAAGCCGGGCGAGGGAGCCACAGCAGGCGGCCAUCUAUACAUGGGACCUCCGGCCACACUCGCCCAGGCUAUAGCCUGAAGAAGAAUUUUGAUGUGAUCCCAGGGCUGGAAUAUUUUGCUUAUGCCACUGACAUUCUGGGCAAUCUUACUGGUUCAUACAAUAACAUGAAAAAUGUGUAUGCCAACAUUUUUGCCAGUCUUUACCAGGGACAGCUGGGUCGGCCUCUGGAGAGUUUUGCCUUCAUCCAUAAGGCCAGCCAUCAGCUACAAGUUCUCAUGCGACCGAGCCUUGAUAAAUUGCAAGCUUUUAAGAAGAAGAAUGAAUUUAUUGUGCAGCCAAAGUACAAUAAUCUUGCGCUGGCUUUUUGGACGUGCCUUCAGCUUGAGAGUGAUCUCAUUGCCGAGUUCCCAUUGCCACCAUCUGGGUUGCUCUCGUACGAAGACGACAUGCCGCAUCCAAGUAUGAUUCUCAUGGCAGGCUUUGACCAGCGAAUUCUGGACAGCUACCCGGGUCAGCUAUAUCUCAGGACCCACUUGAAUAGCAUCCAUCGCAUGUUCUACGCGCCGGAUGAUCCCGAUGGGUCCAUCAACGACAACAAGUUCCAAAAUGUGGAUUUGGUUGCGGAUGCCGUAUCGGGUAUGCACUGGGUCGCGCCUAGUUUGUCUUUCAAGGAAGACGAUCCGCCCGGCGAGGAUAUCCUUUCAGCUCGCCUACGGGCUAAGUACUGGGGUGCUCAAGUCAUCACGUACCGCCCCUUCGUGAGGCAGAUUCUUCAAUUUUCGUACUCGGUUAAGAAUGGAGUACAGGAAGAUGUAGAUGACCCCUCAUCAAGAUGGUCGGAGUUCCGAUCUGGCAUCAUCGCUCCGUUCAUUCAUCCGGACACUAAGUCGUUGAAAGAGAUUGACCCGGCAAUGAUUGGGCUGGCUCGUAAGGGUAUCAAUGCGUUGAUUGAGAGCACCAGGGCUUUUCAUGGCCUGGGCGACCAGCGCCCUAUUAUCACGAAUGUGUUCGGAACCGCUCAUGCACAAUGGGGAAACCUCCUUGUUCUUUCUGCUGCCUUCAAGGACCCUCUUCUGGGGGGUUUCGUUCCGGAACACUUGCUGAAAACACUCUUCCAUAAGACAAUUGCAUUUCUGAAACAGUCAGCUACGGCAACAAGCUCUUUAAGGUUUGACAUGAUCAUCUUGGAGGGCUUGCAACGAGACCUGUUCUCCCCUGAACCUCCUCGAACAAAUUCUAGUUUUUCGAGCCACACCAGCACGACCCAACCGCGGGCUUCCGCGACUGCCACUCCCCAUAUGAGUCAUGUAAUACUCAAUCAAGGCCACGGAACCCCGCCUAUCUCACCAAGAAUGCGGGAGCCCUACAACACGUCAGCCCCUAAUUGA
Molecule: messenger RNA, 3729 nt
Organism: Clonostachys rhizophaga
Lineage: Eukaryota; Fungi; Ascomycota; Sordariomycetes; Hypocreales; Bionectriaceae
Source: the annotation of a GenBank genome assembly